AUGCCACCAGCCUUGGACGAGAAUGGCGAAGAACUAUACCCAGAUCCACAAAGGCCUCGUUAUAACGAGGACCGAAUUCCAAAUGCUCUGCGGGAGACUUCGUCAUCGAUAAAACCAACCAUCUUCCUCAGCCCCUCGCCCUCACCGAAUAAUCGCCAUCCUCCCUAUAGAGAGCCGCCCACAUCUGACAAAAAGAGAAAAGCAAGGUUGUUGGAUAUAGAAGGCGAUGAUGACGUACAGGGAGCAAGGGAAUCUGGAGGAUGUUUGAUACAAUUUGGGCGACAAUUGGGGUUGGACAAAGAUACUUCGAUAGACGGUGAAUCAUCUGGAUUCAUUCGCCAAACAGGGAACCAUUCUGGCAAUGGUGGUGGGGCAGGUGAAGAUCAUGUAUUAGCUGGGGCACACGGAUCGGCUCACCAAAGUCAAAGUAAUUUCAGUUCUACAAACAACGAAGAUUUCACACCCGUUAGCGGAGCCCACGUACCGCAUACUGGUACCAUCGUCAAUUCUGAUAGUGACGCGUUUGAAUGCGUUCCGCCGGAGAGAGAUACGAGGACAACUAUCCAGAUCGUUGUACCGCAACACAAACCAAAGCAGACCAUUCCUAUUUCGAAAUCUGUUUCUACACAAACGGCGAACGAAACCCAAAAACUCAAAGGCAGAAAUUCACAGCGCUCCCGAAAUAUGAAGAAAUCGCGAGCACCUUUAUCUGGUAGUGAUAGUGAAGAUGAGCUUGCUGGGUCAGGGGAUCAUUCGAUACGGGGUUUUGGUCAAUCUAGAGGAAAUCAAGAAAGGACAGCUAUCAAGUGUUCUUUAUUGGAGAUGUUUUCCAAGUCCGAAUCAUUCAUUGAUGCGCUAUGCGAGGAGCCGUGGACUCUAUGUCAGUAUAAUGACGGAGUGGCCGAUUUCUUUGACGAAAACAAGCUACCAGUCCCGGAUAUGAAAAUUGAGCCCAAGCACAUUGACCUCAUCCAACGGCAAUCCAAGACUGGCAAACUUAUCAUUCAAAUGGACAAAUACAGGGGUUUAAGAGGUCAUCAAAGAAUAUUUUUACAGCUAUUUGUAGACAGAAACUCUUCUUUACAAAUGGGUGACAAGGCAAUGGUAAUCACUGAUCGAUUUGUAAAGCACAAUCCAAAAAUAAAAUUGAGGAACCCUUCAACUCCCUGGUUAGAUGGUCGUUUUGAGAGUGUUCGUAAUCGCUUGAUUGAUAGGGGAGUUGAGAAGAAGAACCGCAGUGCAAGAUCGAGUCCGAUGAGGUCACCAAUACCUGCUUUUACAAGUGAUAUUGGUGAUAGUAGCGAGGUUAGGGGAUCACAACAUUCCAGUGGGGAGACAGAAAGCACAGGCUGUGGAAGAUUCGACGAUACAGGCCACCCGGAAACUGAAAAGAAUUCGUCCAGCCAUGGAGAUACGAUGCUGCCGAGGCUUUCGGAAGGAGACGACAACAGCUCUAUCGCGAAGGCCCUCCAAAACACAUAUCGCAGCCCGACGAAGUCAGAAAUAGAUUCUCCUCAAAAGGCUUGUCGUAAGCGCACCUCCCGCGUUACAAGACUCGUUGACGCCCAAGAUGAAAUUCCUGACACCGCGGCAAGCUAUGAAAGGUGGUCACAACUGAAUCCCGAAUGGUCAAAGCAGUGGAAGGACAAUAUUUUCUAUCAAGGCAGGCACAAGGCAAGGGCCACAGUUCAAAAGGAUGACGUCGAAAGACUAGACGAAGGGAUUUUCCUGAACGAUAACCUCAUUGAGUUCUAUCUCAGGUGGCUUGAAAAUAGUUUGGAACAGAAGAGCCCGCAAUUGAGUAAACGGGUUUACUUGCACAACACAUUCUUUUUCAAGAGGUUGACACAAAAUGGUCGUGGUCGAGAGAUAGAUUAUAACGCUGUAGAGCGAUGGACAAACAAGGUCGACCUUCUUUCCUACGACUAUAUCAUUGUUCCCAUACAUGAAAAUUCACAUUGGUAUUUGGCUAUUAUUUGCAAUGCUUCAAAUUUACUGGCGGAGAAGGAGAUUGAGAUAUUGGACUCGCAAGAAAGUGUGGAAGAGCUAGGCUCAGACGACAUAAAUGGGCUAUCAAGCAACGCCCUAUCAAACUCAACGAUGAAAUUGUCUGCAGUUAAGACAAGAAUUCUCACUUUGGACUCUAUGGGAGGGAGACAUUCUCCAACAUGUACCAAAUUACGCGAUUAUCUUGUUGAGGAGAUAGCGGCGAAGAAAGGGAUUCGAAUCUCUGCUCCGGGUGCUUUAGGUUUGACCGUCAAGAAUCUUCCUAGACAACGAAACGACUACGAUUGUGGGAUUUUCCUGUUGAAUUAUGUGGAAGAGUUUCUCAAGGAUCCUGAUGAAUUCUAUCGCAAAGCCUUGGCAGGCGAGAAUCUCGACGUUGACCCCCGAGAUGCGUUAGAAACUCGUCGGAUUAUAAGGGACAUCAUUCUUCAAAUGCAGCGAUAA
Molecule: messenger RNA, 2451 nt
Organism: Glarea lozoyensis ATCC 20868
Lineage: Eukaryota; Fungi; Ascomycota; Leotiomycetes; Helotiales; Helotiaceae
Product: Cysteine proteinase
Exons: 2
Coding region: 1-2451 (816 amino acids)
Biological process (GO): protein desumoylation
Cellular component (GO): cytoplasm; nucleus
Molecular function (GO): SUMO-specific endopeptidase activity
Source: RefSeq, a predicted model, not a curated record